UGGUGAUGUGAUGAUAGGGAUUGGGUGGGUGAAUGGUUUCGCCCGGAUUUCUCGUUUUAGCACCCCCGCAAAACACUUAUUUCACCUUAAUAAUCAAAUGAGUUUCCGCUCUCAAAUUACGGCCGCAAUCUGUUUAACCCGGCCGUAUCUUAGCCGUAUUCCUAGCACCUGGGGAGGGGCCAUCUGCGCCUGUCUAUAUGUCUUGGGGGAUCCCAAGUGCCGCUAUAUAUGAGAGGUUAAGUGGGUGGGGUGUGGGAUGCUGCCCCUCCAGCUCGCCGUGCAGUGCCCACGGUGUCGACAGAAGCAGCAGCAGAAACACACAGAGUGCGAGGCAAGUGUUCUCAUUAUCCUCGUGCUCUAAUUUUUACAGCGGUUGGCUCUGUGGUGCCACGCACAGUGGGUCGAAGGCGAUUUGUCUCUUGGGGUGGGCACUUUCCACCCGACUUAACCCAGAGAACAUAAGGGGUUAAAUAAUCAACGACAGAAUCUGCAAUUUUAAUGGCUGGAACGCUACUUUGAAGAUUGCGUUUAAUGUGUAAAAGCAAUUUAAAUUUCAGUCCCUUGAUAGGGCAUAUCUCCUCCUACAUUGCUUUGUUUCUUACAAAAUAUUAAAAAAAUCAGUGGCCUUUGCUUGGGGUUUUAUAUUAAAUGAAAUUGAUUUAUUCGACUUUAAACCCCGUUUCACAAAAUGUUAUUGUAAUCGUUGUAAACUGACGAAAAAUUAGAUAUACGAAUAUCAUUACUGCAGUAGCUCUUCACUUCUAAUAAAUAAAACUAUUAAUUACAGAGUUUAAGUCCACACAUCGGUGGAUAAAUGAAAUUUGAAUUGAAAUAAUAAUUCGAUUGAAUCUGUGCUGGACAUGUUCAACAAUCGGAAACCUCUUUCCAACAUUAUUUCCAACCCAUAUGAGUGCCUAAUGAGCUCUUGGAAAAGUCAUCGCGGAAUAAAUUAAUUAAGUGCUUUGAAAAUGAGAACCAUUCAGUUGCAUUCCUGAUUUACGCCAACUAUCACAAAGUAUAGAGUCGCGUUCGGCACUUGACUGUCAAUAUAUCCAAAUGGAUUUCACAGGCCAUUGCACACUCCUCCAAUCCCACUUCUGAUCAUUCCCACAUAGGGAAGCCACCCACAUCAUUGCCUAGCCCACUGUGCCCCCAGGGUCGUUGAAACAUCAUUUACGUUAUAAUUCUUAUUGAAAUACACAUUUGAAUUAACAGCUCCCGCUUCGGUGCUGGGAUGGGCUGGGUGCGGGUUGGAUUGUAGGCCAGGCCAACCAGGCCAGCAGGAGCCAGGCUGGAAAAGGAACUGCUGGGCAGGCAGCUUAAUGAAUUCAUGUUCGGACACAGGCUGCACACAUCGAAUCGGAUGGCAUGGGACUCCCAUCGACACACGGCUCGGUUGCUCCUUCUUUUUGUGUUCCUGUAUUUUUAAUUAUACACACGUCGCAACCAUUACAUUCCAUUCGGUAUUGUUGUCGCAUCUAGAUGACCUGCACUCGGAAAAUAGUUAUAGCCUAAGUUUGAUCUCAACUAACUAGUGACCUUUUAAAACUGGAAACUGUUAAUUCAGCCGUUUAUAAACAGUCAUCCGUAGAUCAGCGAUAAAAACUUAAGACAUCUCCAUACAUAGUAAGGCAAUAAUCUUCUGAGUGAACCCACUGAAUUCUACCAGAACCAUUUAUGGUAUUUCCUUACUAGCCCAUAUCCAAUAGUCAAAUUGUCUAUAUAUUUCACACAUAUAUAUAUAUUUUCAAUAUAUAAAUGGUUUGUAUCAAGGCUUUGGAAGCUAAAUCAAAUGUGUAGGAAAAAUAUUUUCCCACUCUUUUACCAACGAAUGUUCUUUUCGAGCCUUUUAGGCCAUCAAAUGUUUUGAGCGUGACUCCACCUGCAGUCCCCAUUCGCAUUCGCCAUGUCAGUUGCCUGGCUGCGUCAGCAGGAGCAGACAUUCGGCUCCUGGCUGUGGCUGUGGCUGCGGCCCCGGAUCCUCAGAAACCAACUCCCAUCAACGGCAUCAACAUAUCACCAUCAUCGAUGCCAGCCGGCAAACGAGUAUCCAGCCAAAAUGUUUGGUUUAAUUGGUUUUGUGUUCGGCAUUGAAUGGUUUAUGGGCCGCAUGUGUCUGUCGGUGUUAUUGUUGUCCUAUUCCACAACUGGAGAUGUGCAGAGAUGGAGGGGAGAUGCCUUUUGGGCCUUCAUGUUUCUUGUCGCAACUCUUCUAGCCACGUGUACAGUACGUCUGUGUCGUUCUGUCAAUUUCGGUAAUGUAAAUUCAGACAUGUCCUUGUUUCAUUUGCAUUCGUAUGUAAUUUAUGUGCCAUUCCCGCAGAACUCCCGUCACAUUUCCUCACUUUUUAGGGUCGGAGGUCUGAUGUGGUGACAGCUGCGUGUCUGUUUGUAAUGGAUAAGUGUUUCCGUGUUGCGUAAUUAGCACGAGAUUAACGAACUCUCAGGCACCAAACAAAGGGCUUAUUUGGUUUGACUUUUGGCAUGCUCCAAAGGGCGCUUUUGUCAGGGAUAUUGUAUAAAAUUGGUGAAAUCUCUGCUUAUCCUUCUAAUUCUUAAAUAAAUAACUAAAGAUUACUUCUCUGGGGAAAAAUAAUCUAUGAUAACUAUGAUAUCUAUGAUAAAAUGUUAGAACCUUUAUAGACAUAUAAGAUUUCUAAUAUUAAUAGUAAUCUAAAAGCCAGUUUUAUACCUUUAAAAGGUUAAAAUGUUUGGACAAAUUUUUAAAGAAAUUAUUGUUACCAGCAGAUGUCGCCAUGUGCCAAUCUAUUGGCGCCAUCUGUUGCGGAAACUAUAUUUUUGAAAGAAUAUCUUUCAAAUCUCAGUCCAAACUCAGUUCUCUAGAUAUCGACGUUUAUAUGGAAAAAUCAGGAAUUUGUUCACCUUAGUAAGCGGUAUAAAAAGAACUUCCUUUGGAGCUAGAAUGUCCCACAAAAAUAUAUUUAAAAACGAGAUCCAAGUAGGUCUGAAACAAAGUUGUCAUUAUCGCCUGACUUGAACUUUAAAUUUCAGUUGACAUCACUCGGUGCGGAAAGGGGUAAUACCUUUUGAAAAUGGUUUCCGAAUUAAGAUAUCCUUUCUGCAGAGAGUCUUUCCACGAUGAAACAAUUCGCGCUGACGACCUGCAUUCGCCGCAUCUGGAUCAUGUCCGGUUGGUUGCGCCAAGAGGCGGCUAUAGCUGCUGGUAUGUUGGUGGUGCAGCGUCAUGAGGUGCAGAAGAGGGGGGAGGAGGAGCUCAAGGUUGAGCAGCAGGUGGCAGCCAGCGGCGGAAACGUGGGCGUCGACUCUGAAGGAAGACUCCGCCGUGUGCGCUUGCUCGACGACUACAUUCUGCCGUAUGAGUGCGGAUUCUGAUUCCUCAAGGCUUAACUCCCGUUCUCCGAUCUGGUUGUGCGCUUUAACAUGUCCUAUAUCCUUAAGUUAGUUUUUUUCGCUUUUUGGAGGAUUUCGCUGUCCACGCUUAGGGAGUUCAAAAAUGAAACGAGGGAGACUCUUUCGAGGAGACAAAAUCACCGAAUUGUCAACGAAGUGGAUACUCCACCUGACCGGGCAAUAGAAACCUUUGAAAUCCAAGGAACGGCUCCGAAAAUCUGUCAAACUUGGUUUAUGAAAAAAUUUUAUUUUUAAAAAUUAGUUCGCGUUCAUCGCUGUAUUUUUGCGAAUUUAAAAUUAAGCAAUAUUGGUAUCGAAAUUAUUAUAAAGUUGCUCCAAAAUGUCAAAAUAAAUAUUUUAGAGAUGGAA
This is a messenger RNA of Drosophila eugracilis, 3741 nucleotides long. RefSeq lists its product as uncharacterized. The transcript is spliced from 2 exons. Bases 3100 to 3354 code for a protein of 84 amino acids. The record is from RefSeq and is a predicted model, not a curated record. Lineage: Eukaryota; Metazoa; Arthropoda; Insecta; Diptera; Drosophilidae.